CUGCAAGCUUCCACGAAUGCUUAGCGUCCACCCCACCAUCUCUGAGGGGCCGGGCACAAGACCAGCUCAGGAAGGUCAUGACAGGCGUGAUGGAUCUUAGAAAGUCUAUGUAAAAUCAUCAUACACCCGCUACCAAUCCUGAUGUGACACAAAUAACAUUGUUCACACUAUGGCACCCAUCGCGCAAGCAGUGACGGUGUCGCUGCAGGACCUUAAGAACGGGAAUGUCUCAUUGGAAGCUCUCCAUGAAGCUUUCGGGCCAGACUCACUCGGAAUUCUGGUGGUCAAAGAUGUCCCCGCCGAAUUCGCCAGGCUGAGGCACCAUCUGUUGUCAUACUCAUCGUACUUGGGGAAUCUGCCCAAGCCGCAGCUCGACAAGCUUGAAAACGCAAAGGCCAAGUAUUUGACCGGAUGGUCCCUUGGAAAGGAGACGUUGAAAAACGGCCAGGUGGACACGCUGAAGGGCUCGUUCUACGCCAACUGCGCCUUCUAUGUCGACCCGAAGCUGGCUUGCGCUGUGCCCACAACGCAAUUCAACCCGGAUAACUUCCCCGAGUACCUCUCACCCAACAUCUGGCCCGACGAAGACACCUUGCCUGGGUUCAAGGAGACAUUCGAGGACCUAUGCCGUCUGAUCAUCGACGUAGCUGUUCUCGUCGCGCGGGCAUGCGACAGGUUCGCGGAGAAGGAGAUCGUCGGCUAUCCCAGCGGCUACCUGGAGAGGGUCGUGAGCACCUCGACCACUACCAAAGCCCGCUUGCUGCACUACUUCCCCGACGACCCCACCAACGAACCGUCUCCGGUGGCGAUGCCGGACGACGUAGCGAACAGCAACGACCCGGACGAGGAUGACUGGUGCGCAACCCACUUGGACCAUGGCUGUCUGACCGGCCUGACAUCGGCAAUGUUUGUCGAUGAGUCCCAAGCCAAUCCGACGGUAGCUGCGCCCGAGAUCGAACCAGCUUCGCCCGGUCUCCCGGCACUCGCUCCUCUUCCCGAGCUCGAGGCGUCGCCCGAUCCGGCAGCCGGUCUAUACAUCAAAUCCCGCACCGGCCAGACAGUCCACGUCAAGAUCCCCCGCGAUUGCAUCGCCUUUCAGACGGGCGAGGCGUUGGAGCGCAUCACGCGCGGAAAGUUCAAGGCGGUGCCGCACUUUGUCCGCGGAGCCCGCGCCGCGCUGAGCGAGGGCCGCAUUGCGCGGAACACGCUGGCUGUAUUUACCCAGCCGAACCUGGGUGAGGAAGUGGAUAUGGACCAGCAAAUCACCUUUGGAGAGUUCGCUCGAGGCAUCGUUGCGAAAAACACUGUUUCUUAAAGGAUCGUGGGUUAAUGUACGAAGGUCGAGAUAGGUUGGGAAAGUAAGGUACUCAACUUCAACCUAAAAACGCAGAUGAGGACAGGCUGGUGCACAACGAGUGUCCCUAGUGUAGGUAUGUAACUUGGAUACUGAGGUACUUUUAUGUCUGAGGACAAUCGAGGAAUUCACUCUAGAUGGAAGCUGAAGAGGCCUGAGAACAGGUUGAGGCAGAGAUGGCCGAAUCGAGAGUCGCGUGAGACAGGCUCGUACCCUUGUCUCUCAGGCAUUCAGCUAGGGGCUCCACCCGCCUGGACUUA
Messenger RNA from Chaetomium strumarium, 1614 nucleotides. RefSeq lists its product as uncharacterized. The record is from RefSeq and is a predicted model, not a curated record. The transcript is spliced from 3 exons. NCBI's taxonomy places the organism in Eukaryota, Fungi, Ascomycota, Sordariomycetes, Sordariales, Chaetomiaceae. The coding region runs from base 170 to 1315 and encodes 381 amino acids.